CAAGUCUUGCGUUCAUAAUUAGAACAUCAAGUCGACUGCUCUUGUAAAAUGGAAACUAAUGAUGUUAAAAAAUUUCAUCAGUGUGUUCUAUGUAAUGAAAAUUUCCAAGAAUAUGAUGAUUUAAAAUUACAUAAUAAAAUACAUGUUAAAGAAGAGAAAGCUGAUGAUGUAGAUGGAUAUUGUCAUGUUAAAGAAGAGAAAACUGAUGAUGUAGAUGAAUAUUGCCAUGUACAGUUUAAAGAAGAGAAAACCGAAGAUAUUGAAACUGUUUAUCAGUGUAAUUUGUGUGAUGGGGAAUUUAAUUCUGAGACCGAUUUAGAAAAACACUGUGAAAUACAUGUUAAAGCACAUGUUAACUUAGAGGAAACCAUAGGAAAUAUUUUACAACAAUUUAAAGAUGACGAUAAGAUUCAAGAUAAGAUGAGUUUUGAAAAACCUUUUAGAUGUGAUUUUUGUGGUAAAUCAUUUAAUACGCAAAGUCAGUUUCAGACACAUGUGAGAAUUCAUACAGACGAGAGACCUUUUAAAUGUGAUGUUUGUAGUAAAUCAUUCACCACACAAAGCAAGUUUCAAACACACCUGAGAAUUCACACAGGCGAGAGACCAUUUAAAUGUGAUGUUUGUGGUAAAUCAUUUAUUCAGAAAGGAUAUAUUGAAAGACACAUGAAAGUUCACACAGGUGAAAAACUUCAUACAUGUGAUGUUUGUGGUAAAUCGUUCAGUGAUUGGGGUAGCCUUCACAGACACAUGAGAAUUCACACAGGUGAAAAACCACAUAAGUGUGAUUUUUGUGGCAAGUCUUUUUGCACUAGUGGUGAUCUACAGAGACACACAAGAACCCAUACAGGCGAGAGACCUUUUAAAUGUGAUAUUUGUGAUAAAUCGUUUAGUUGUAACCGUGGGAUACUGCAACAUAUGAUAACUCAUUCAGGGGGAAAACCAUAUAAAUGUGAUGUUUGUGGUAAAUCAUUUAAACGGAAGACUUGUUUUGCUAUCCACAUGAAAAUUCACACCGGAGAAAGGGCUUUUAAAUGUGAUAUUUGUGGAAAAUCAUUUACCCAAAAUUCUAAUCUGCAAAGACACAUCAAAACUCACACAAAGAUAUGAUUUAGGUGGUGUUGACUUGGAACAUUGUUUCUUGUUGCCCUUGCGCUUAGGACCGCAUUGCUUUUCAGCACAAAAGAUUUUAAAGUAUUAUUUGAAUGUUUCUUUCAUUUUUAACAACUAUUUUAGAAAUAAUAUAUUUGUAUUAUUUAUAUUUACCUGCUAAACAAAAAUUACCAGUCUGUUGCCAUGUUUAAUAAAAAAAACAAUAGAAUGGAUUUGAUAAGAGCUGUAAUUUACGUAAAUUUGAUUGCAUUUACAGCCAAUGAGAAAAAGCUUUAUAUAAAAUGCAUGGCAACCAACAAAAACUUCUUAAGGCAGUAUGGUUUACUGUUUUUCAUUGGCCACGAGGAGUGAAAUACUGGAAAUCCCUGGAAUCUAGACCAAUAAAAACAUUGGCCACGAGGAGUGAAAUACUGGAAAUCCCUGGAAUCUAGACCUAUAAAAAUGUCCCUUGUCUCUCAUCUAGGUAAUAUAUAUCAACAGGGCUGCAUUUGGCGGAGGAUUAAGCUGAUUUAACAACUUGUUAACAUGGAGUUCAUGGAUCGUUAUCUUUAACGGAGAGAAAGUUUGUUGCUGGAAGCCCCAUUAACUUUAACAUGUCGUUAACUUGCCAUUUUAUUUAACGACGUGUUGGGCUCCGUUAUCUGUUUCACAAUGGUAUUAGUCGGCUGUCAAUCGAAGUAUACCCAUAGCAAAAAAUCAUAGAUGACCAGUGUAAUUUUCUAUAGAACAUUCUAGAGGGUUGGGCUAUUCCAUUUUCUAUAGGAUGAUAUUCUGUAGUAUUCUACAGAAUUUAGGGGGCCUGUAGGAAAUAAUGGACCCAAAUAUUCUAGUUUCUGUAGUACAAAUCCCAUAAUUUUUCCCACA
Messenger RNA from Patella vulgata (common limpet), 1974 nucleotides. RefSeq names its product zinc finger protein 239. Lineage: Eukaryota; Metazoa; Mollusca; Gastropoda; Patellidae. The record is from RefSeq and is a predicted model, not a curated record. The coding region runs from base 49 to 1107 and encodes 352 amino acids. The transcript is spliced from 2 exons.